UUUGCCCUAGGCCUGCGCUGGAGGCGACCGAGGCCUCUGGAACGCUCCUUUGCCUUUUCACAUCCUUAUUGGGCAUUUUUAAAUAAGAGAUACCAUAAGGGGAAAUGUAAUGUUGACGUGGAUUUUGAACGGCAUAUAUACAAGCCCUGGUCCUUGGCUGCCGGACGCGUCACAUUUCCCUGGUUGGGAGGGGGUGGUGGUGGCAGAGGCAGGACGGUCCAGGGUGGGUGCCCCCUGCAAAGGGGCUCCUGGGCUCCGGGCCCUUCCUUGCAGGCUGUGUUGGCUCCUGAAAGAGCUCAGACUGGACAGCGCUCGGCUCUGAUGGAGGCCACCAUUGUUCCCGUCACCUAGCAACCUUGCCCUCAUCAUCACCCAACAUCUCCUUUGGAUAUUGGCUUCCCGUUGCCAUGGAGAAGAGGGGAUCGGAGACUGCCCACCCCGGCUAGCCUUGCAAUGCGAAGCUGAGAAACUGGGGAAAGGACCGCCUGUUUCAAGGAAGAGAGGUUGGCUUGUGGUUGGAAACCAGGAAGUGAUCUGCCUGCUUGAAGACUUCUGGAAUCUGUGAGCUGAUCAUGGCCGCCAGGGCUCAGACUCUUGACCUGGUGCCAUGGCCUCCAGAUGAGAAUCCCAUUUACGCCUCUCCGGCCGUCCUGAUUCCACUGGAGCCCAGGAGGGUCAUGUUGGCCGGAGUGAAGGACCACCUCUACCACCCCUUCUUGCCGACAUUAAGGCGAAUGGAUAUGGACACCGUGGCCAACAAGCUGACUGAUGAGCACUCCAGAACAGCCACCUACUGUUCCAAAGAGCAUUUUGAAGACGCCACGUUCACCUUAGCCGGAGUGCCGAACCAGCGCUUUCCAUCCCUGGGGAUGACAGAGUUGGGAAGGUCCCUGAGGGCCAAGCACCGAGGCGGGAAGAUGGCGCCCCUCCUGCCCAGCACCAACCAAGAGGAGUGGCCCAGCUACACGAGGGCCAUGGACGACUGGUCCCGCUUCGUCUCCAUGGCGGGAGAGUUCAAGCUGCCCAGUUUCAGCAAUAAAGUUCUUGGCUUCAGCGGCUAUGCAGUGAGGUACCUGAAACCUGACGUCACACAGACCUGGCGAUAUUGCCUCAAUCAAAACCCCAGCCUGGACAUAUAUGGACCCCGGCCCAUCCCUUACAAUACCGUCAACACCUACAGGAGCUUCGGAUCAGCGCACAGCCGCUCUCACUACCUCCAGCCCUGGUGCUAGGAAGGAGCCCCCCACCCAACCCCCCAAAAGACACUCCAGCAGCCAUACCACAGAAGAUCCUCUCCUUCAGAUGUUCAAUGGCCGUAAAGAAUAAAGGCUGUCACCCUCCUUGGCAAAGGAGGAGAGGAGAAGGCA
This is a messenger RNA of Pogona vitticeps (central bearded dragon), 1367 nucleotides long. RefSeq names its product sperm microtubule inner protein 8 (gene SPMIP8). The record is from RefSeq and is a predicted model, not a curated record. NCBI's taxonomy places the organism in Eukaryota, Metazoa, Chordata, Lepidosauria, Squamata, Agamidae.